AUGGCAAUGUGGGCCAACGGCAGCGUGCUCGAGCUCCGCCACGUCGCGACGGACGCGACCGCGACCUUUCUCGUCGAGCGCGAGAAGAGCCAAUUGACCUUUUGCCGACUGGACGCGCCGUACGAGAAGCUCAAGGUGGCACAGACCGGCGACACGUCGUGGGGCGCGGGCGGCGGCAAGUUUGCGUCCUUCACGCCGAUCGCCGCCCCCGACGAAGCGCUCUACACGUUCCAGCUAUGCGCCAAUCAAAAGAAGGCCAAUGCGGCCGGCGGCGAAGGCUGGUACCUUGGCGUCGGUAUCGGUGCGACCGGCGUCGCCCUCGGCCAUAGCCGCGUCCUCAUCGGGCACGCUGCGCCGGAAUUGUUUGCCGUCACGCAGCACGCACGCAAAGCGACGUUGCAGCUUGACGCCUCGUGCGUGACGUCGUCACUGCCGCAGCUCUCGCCGUCGCAGAUCGACUCGUUCAUGCGCGAGGGAUACCUGGUGCUGCCGUCGGCCGUGCCGGUCUCGCUCGUCCACGAGGCGCUGCGACAGAUCAACCACGAGCUCGGGAAGCCGGGCAUGAUGAUCGAGGGUGGCGUCGAAGGCGCUGCAAAGCUCGCAGGCAAUACGUCCAACUCGGCGGCGAUCCGGAACCUCUUCUUUGGGAGCUCUGUCGCCACGUAUGUGGCCAGCCUCGUGGGCGAGAUCGCGCCGCCGCAGGGGGCGCAGAUUGCACUGCGCUUCCCCGAGCUCGGGCCGGCGUACGAGCCAAAGGGCAACGAGUGGCACACGGACGGCAUGCGCCAAGGUAAAUGGAAUCCGUUUUCGCUGCUCGUGGGGAUCGCGCUCUCGGACGUCCAGCAGCCGCAGAGCGGCAACCUCAUCGUCUUUCCAAAGUCGCACCAUGCGCUGCACGGGAUGCUGCAGGAAGGCGGCGUGCUCGCGGGGUGUGCCACGACGUGUACAUCGGUGGACACGGUCUGGGGCGACGGCCACCUCCCGGACCUCGGCCCACCCAUUCAACUGCUCUGCAGCAAAGGCGACGUUGUGCUCUGCCACCCCAAAAUGGCGCACCGGGGUGGCCCCAAUUUGUCGUGCAACAUUCGGUACCAAGUGUACUUUCGCAUCAAGCACGCGCUGCACGACGAUCGCAUGGAGCGGGCCAAGACCGACCUCUUCGCCGACCUUGACGGCUGCCAAAACAACAAAGCGUCAUGA
Molecule: messenger RNA, 1200 nt
Organism: Saprolegnia parasitica CBS 223.65
Lineage: Eukaryota; Oomycota; Saprolegniomycetes; Saprolegniales; Saprolegniaceae
Exons: 2
Coding region: 1-1200 (399 amino acids)
Source: RefSeq, a predicted model, not a curated record